This is a messenger RNA of Cylicostephanus goldi, 405 nucleotides long. Lineage: Eukaryota; Metazoa; Nematoda; Chromadorea; Rhabditida; Strongylidae. The record is from the annotation of a GenBank genome assembly.
UUCACUAAUUUCACUACUUUUAUGGAGUUUAUUCUGCUAAGCCUGAUUAUCGCGUCUCUGUUCACAGAUCCUUCUCUUCUCUUCAUCAUAGAAAUUGCUCAGAGUGAUGCUGUCCGGGGAGCACUUGUGCUGAAAAAAUCGCAUCAACAAUCGAUGGAUUCGGACGAUAACAUAGAAGAGUUAGAAGAUUUUGAAGAAGAGCAUAUAAGAAAUGAAUUAGACAGAGCUGGCAUUUUUGAGCAGGGAGAAACCAGGGACUUUUUGCAGUUUCUAAAGAUGAUCAGGUACGACCACAGACAAUGUCCUGAGGACGAGAAUGGAGGACCAGUUUUCGUCAAUGUCUCUAUCGUGGUCAGCAACAUCCGAUCAGUUUCUGAAGUGACCAUGGUGGGUAACAACAUAUAG